Exophiala mesophila is the source of this 1651-nucleotide messenger RNA. RefSeq lists its product as uncharacterized. Gene Ontology annotation, cellular component: cytoplasmic vesicle; cell cortex; plasma membrane. The record is from RefSeq and is a predicted model, not a curated record. Gene Ontology annotation, biological process: regulation of cell shape; cortical cytoskeleton organization; establishment or maintenance of cell polarity. The transcript has 3 exons. Gene Ontology annotation, molecular function: protein kinase binding; GTP binding; GTPase activity. Lineage: Eukaryota; Fungi; Ascomycota; Eurotiomycetes; Chaetothyriales; Herpotrichiellaceae. Bases 520 to 1113 code for a protein of 197 amino acids.
AAGAAGCGAAGCGAUUGGGGUCGAGUCAAGUCGUGUCAAGUCGAGUUGAGUUGAGUUGAGUUCAGGUUGAUUCGGGAAUGGUUUGAACCUAAUCAACCCAAUCUUGGCAUCCUCAGUCCCUCUCAUCCCAUCCCAUCAUCUUAUCCCAUCCCAGCCCAUCAACUCCGGCUUCUGGCGUGACUUGACCACUCCUCCUCCAUCGACCACAUCUUGCAGUUCGACUUGCUGCACCGCAUCACUCGUUCGUCCACAUUUGGUUGCCCUGCGGGUAGUCAUCCUAAUCAUCAACAACCACAACCCCCUUUGGCAGUUUGAACGCGCCCACUUGCUGGACAAGAUCUCGGUCCGCGUUCUUGAUCCCUAAAUACCUUCCCCUGCCUUGAGCUGCGACCCAGCAUCCUGUUCCCAGGCAUCGACCCAUCCUUGCUUCCGUGGCUCUCGUCUGAGCUUUCCUCCCUGUCGUUUGUCGCGACUUGAUCUUAUCAACUCUUGCCCUUUACCCACCACACACAUCCUGCCAUGGCGCAGGGAACUCAGUCGAUCAAAUGCGUGGUGACGGGCGACGGUGCCGUGGGCAAGACGUGUCUACUCAUCUCAUACACCACGAAUGCUUUCCCGGGCGAGUACAUCCCGACCGUCUUUGAUAACUACUCGGCUAGCGUCAUGGUGGAUGGAAAACCCGUGUCACUGGGUUUGUGGGAUACGGCUGGUCAAGAGGACUACGACCGACUCCGGCCGCUGUCAUAUCCCCAGACUGACGUAUUCCUGAUAUGUUUCUCUAUCGUCUCUCCUCCUAGUUUCGACAAUGUCAAAGCAAAGUGGUACCCCGAAAUCGAGCACCAUGCGCCAAAUGUUCCUAUCAUUCUAGUUGGUACCAAGUUGGAUUUACGAGAAGACAAAGGCACGGCAGAUAAUCUGAGGGCGAAAAAGAUGGAGCCCGUAUCAUACGAACAGGCCCUGUCGGUGGCCAAGGAGAUUAGAGCGGUCAAGUAUCUCGAAUGCUCCGCUUUGACCCAGCGAAAUCUCAAAAGCGUCUUUGAUGAAGCUAUUAGAGCGGUCCUGAACCCCCGGCCCACAGCCACCAAGAAAAAGUCUCGGUGCACCAUCUUGUGAAUGUUUUCAAGCGAGCCACUAUUCAUCUUUUUGGCGAGGAUGCACGUAGAAAAAGACGGAUAGGGAUUUGGCUGCUUCGAUGCACUCCACAUGCUGGCUCUUGACCGGUCGGGGGCAUGGGAAAAGCCGCACUCAGCAGUCUUGGACGGACAUCCACGUCUCCUCUUUUUAACACAUUUCCCACAUAAAUCGGUCCAGCAACAUACUUUUGGCCAAGGAACAGACGGCGUCGAGUUAGGAAGGUGUGGCAUCUGAGGAUUUGUUAAAGUCGAAUCUGAUUGAGUUUAUCCCCGGCAACAGCGAGACGUCUUCUGUGCAGUGGUGAAACCGGGCGCAACCAGACCGCAUCAAUAUCUCAUCUGCGCCAGACGACUGGGAUGGAUGUCACCGUUAUCUGGUUGGGCUGUGUUCGCGCCGGUCGAGACAACCUCCUUCUUUUGCGGAACCCCUUCCCCCCUUUCCUUCAUCUCUUUGAUCCUGCGCCGCUCUCGUUGCUCGCUAAGCUUCUUAUUCUUGCUUUCAAUCCGAUCCCUUCUCC